GAAGAUCUCGAAGCGAGCGAUAUUGCGAUCCUUCGUCAGUAUUCGUACAAGCUUCGACAUCACCUCACUGACGCUGCCUAUCGCGACCUACCUUUCGCGAUGCCCGAUUCCCAUGUACCGUCCCUCGAAAUCGCUCAGACCCGUAUUGCACAUCUCGCUGGCUUCAAGCCUGAGAUCUUCGACUGCUGUCCCAACGUGUGCAUGUGUUAUACGGGUCCUUACGCAGAAGAUCGUCAAUGCCGAAUAUGCCACACACCUCGUCAUAAUGCAAAUGGACGCGCUCGAAAAAGGUUCACCUAUCUACCGCUCAUUCCUCGUCUCAAGGCAAUGCUAGCCAGUCGUGCCGUCGCCUCCAAAAUGACCUAUCGCGCGGAGGGCCACAAGCCCGUAGACGGAGAGAUCAGCGACUUCAUGGACAGCAAGCGCUAUCAGCGCCUGAAGCGAGAGUACGUCGUCAUUAACCACCGCACUCUACCCCACAAGUUCUUCCAAGAUGGCCGCGACGUUGCAUUCGGUCUUUCGACUGAUGGUUUCGCCCCUUUCCGUCGACGGAAGUCGACAUGC
Stereum hirsutum FP-91666 SS1 is the source of this 564-nucleotide messenger RNA. RefSeq lists its product as uncharacterized. NCBI's taxonomy places the organism in Eukaryota, Fungi, Basidiomycota, Agaricomycetes, Russulales, Stereaceae. The record is from RefSeq and is a predicted model, not a curated record. The transcript has a single exon. The annotation marks the transcript as partial.